AGUGGCGAGUAGGCAAAAGCAAGGACACCAGACUUCUUUGUGAACAUGACGAACCGGUCUAUGCCAAGUACAUUCUUGAAGAAUUCCAUGCAAAAUGGGCUUGGUCGUUAUGUUUCUCAGCUGCAAAGAAUCACCUUAAACUUCUGUAAAUCUCACGCCAGCAGCUUAGGCAUGAGGGACUUCAUUGAACACCACCUGUUGGAUUUCUCAAAAGCAAAUCCGGGAGUUGUAGUCUAUGUUAAGCCCAGGAGACAUAGAUCACCCAGGAUUGUAGCAACAUUUCUUAAUGGCAAUACCCAGACACUUAACAUGUCUGCUUUACCAAAGGAGGACAUUUGUAAAUGGAUGGAGUCGAUGAGGACUCGAUCAGGUGUGGAAAUGAUGAGGUUAAGAAAGACAUGGCACACUGACACGCCUAGUAUACAAGGUCCUUGGAAUCCAUUCAUCUUCAAGGAUCCCAUUAAUAAUAUCACAUCAUUUCCUGAUCCUAAACUGUACAGCUGCGAAGAAGUUGAGACUAGUGCUAGCAUGCGUCUGUUAAAACAAGCUGAGGAACUCAGACUUGGACAAAUUACUGCUACUUCAGAUGAUUCCUCUGUACCAGAACAGUUAACUAGUGCUUCUGACUCAAGUUCAGGGUCAUAAAAUUGUUUAUAAUUUUAUAAAUUCGUGUAUAUGUGUUUUCAUGUUUGUUUGUGAUGGAACUGAGGUUUAAUUACAUAUAUUUGAAUACAAUUCUUGGCUGACA
Ylistrum balloti is the source of this 748-nucleotide messenger RNA. Its product is annotated as large ribosomal subunit protein mL43-like. The transcript is spliced from 3 exons. Gene Ontology annotation, biological process: mitochondrial translation. Lineage: Eukaryota; Metazoa; Mollusca; Bivalvia; Pectinida; Pectinidae. The coding region runs from base 46 to 645 and encodes 199 amino acids. Gene Ontology annotation, molecular function: structural constituent of ribosome. Gene Ontology annotation, cellular component: mitochondrial large ribosomal subunit. The record is from RefSeq and is a predicted model, not a curated record.